AUGAAGCUCGUCUCGCGCCUCGCCGGCGCCACCGCCCUGCUGCUGGCCGCCAGUCUCGCGCCGCUCUCGCACGCCUACAGCGACCUGUCUGACGACACGCUCAAGGCCAUCCCCGCCGCUCCGCAGGACUUCGACAUCCACAACGGCGCCCUGCUCGCGCCCAUCCUGAUCCCCCGCGUGCCGGGCACGCCCGGCAACGAGAAGGUGCGCCAGCACUUCGUCGACUUCUUCGCCAACACGCUGCCCAACUGGCACGUCGAGCUGCACAACUCGACCUCGACCACGCCCACGAGCAACGGCGAGGAGAUAACGUUCGUCAACGUCAUUGCGACGCGGGAUCCGCCGUGGACUAAGCCCGGCGACGUGGGCAGGCUGGCGCUCGUGGCGCAUUAUGACAGCAAGUUGACGCCGCAUGGUUUCAUCGGCGCGACGGAUAGCGCGGCGCCGUGCGCGAUGCUCAUGCAUGCGGCGAGGAGCAUUGACGAGGCGUUGACGAAGAAAUGGGAGAAGAUGGAGGCCGAGGGCGUGGGCGCCGGUGGGCUUGAGGAGGAGAGGGGCGUGCAGAUCAUUUUGUUGGAUGGCGAGGAGGCGUUCCUGAGCUGGACCGAUACCGAUUCGCUAUAUGGCGCGAGAGCAUUGGCCGAGACGUGGGAGGCUACCCACCACGCUGGCAUAUCUACCUUUCAGACGGCCAUUUCCUCGAUACAGCUCUUCUUGCUGCUCGAUCUGCUUGGCGCGAAGAGUCCCAGGGUACCGUCGUACUUCCAAACCACCCAUUGGGCGUACAAGGCCAUGGCGAAGCUUGAGAAGCGUCUGCGUGACCUGGGCCAGUUCAAAUCUUCGCCGAAUCACCCUUCGAAGAAGACUGCGGCUAAAAAAAGGAACGAGCCGAGAUUUCUGUCGGACGCAGACAAGGAUGUUAGCCCGUCCAUGGGCGGGAUGGUGUCCGACGACCACCUUCCAUUCAUGGCGAGGGGAGUUGAGAUUCUACACAUAAUACCCACGCCAUUUCCGCGGGUCUGGCACGAAAUGGACGACGACGGAGAGCAUCUGGACCUUGAUACCGUAGAGGACUGGGCUAAGCUGGUGACUGCCUUUGCUUGCGAGUGGAUGGAGUUGGAGGGAUUCAUGGAUACCGCUCAAGCCUCCAACAUAGCGGUGCAUGCGGACGAAGGGCAAGACGGUACGAAGCGGAAGAGAACGAUGGAUAAGGACGAAUUCGUGUUCGAUCUUGGCGCUUAUGUUCUCGACAGGCAACCAUCCCGGAAGCGCCAGGGUUCUAUGUUUGGUAUAUCUGCGGAGCCAGAUGAAAAGCCUCCUCCCCGAACUCGCGCCCUGAAGCUUUUACAACGAAAGCCAUCUCACCCCCGUAAGCCGGAUUCUGCAUCUGUCGAGGUUCCGAUCGAAUGGGAUGUCACACGAGAGUUCAUCUUGUACCCGGACGGCAGAAGGGGCCUGGUGAAACUUCCCCUUACUCACCUUGUGCAGCGCCCGUCGCACAAAAUGGUGGAAAAAAUCAAGGAGGGCGAGCUUCUGGACUUUCUGGCCGGCUGUAAAAUCACACCUGCGGUCGAUAUCGCCCACGAAUGGGGUCUAGAGGGCAGCAUAGUGCUCUACGAUCCGCGAGAUCCACCAGUCUUCUGCAUCGAAUACGUCUACGUGACGGAUCACCUGCGUGAGGAGUCCGAGACUAGGCGCCACGUCUUGGCUGAUCCGAAAAGAAACCUCUUCUUCAUCACGCUCAGAGGGGACGAUCUUCCCACCUAUCAUUUCUGGCAGGAUGUUGAGAAGGAUGGCGAUCCAAGAGAAGCCAUAUACUGGACAACCUACGUGAACGGACGCUCCCCGAGACGAGUAAGCCAGCAGCUGGAUGACGACGAAAUCGAGAUUGUGGGCGAGCUUCAUCGGGCACGUGAACCUUUCGAUGACGAAGAAGAGAAAGAUGUUGUCCAAAUGCCGAAGUCAAAGGAUGGUGGGUUGGUGAACGGCAUUAUCGACGAAUCAUCGGGCGAGGACUCUACUGCACUUGACGAGCCAGCUUUCGGCGAGCAAAACAAAUUGAUUUCGGUAUCCACCCCCAAACCAACGACCACUUCGGACGAUGAGCUCGGCUUGACGGAGCUCGUUGGGUCGGUCUACGAUUCGGACGAAGAGUUCGAUUCAGACGAGGGUUCUGAGUGGGACGAGAACUUCGGUGUCGAUUCAGAUAAUGACGUCGAUUCGGACGAAGGCGCCGAGUCGGACGAGGACUACAUGCCUGAGGGAGUCGUGCUUCACAGGGGUCGUUCGAGCUAUGGACUUGACCCGUCUGCCACGUACUACUACAGAUGCCCUCCUGGGCUAGCUGAGCGUGGAGACCGAGACCUAAGCGACUUAAUCGAGACAUGGGAGGACAACCUUCGUGUUCGUGGGCUUGCAUCAACCCUCCAGGGCUUUAGCGAGUACCAACCUGGAGGUGAUGAGAUUUGGCAUUUUGAUGGAGGAGAACCCCCUUACGAGCCUCCAAGGCGCAGAUGGCCUCCAGGUAGAGCCUUCGACACAGUUGCUUAUAAGCUGGCCAUCGCUUCCGAGAAUGGUGGGCCAGUCCAAAGGCUCAUUGGAGACGAGCCAUGGACACGUAACGAUAAUAUUGGUUUCUGGAACGGCAACUACCGGGGCAUGUAUCACCCACUCGAAGAUUACACCCCGGACUAUCAUAGGCAGCCGACAGACGUUAGAGGGAUGGAGACUAAGAGGCGUUAUAUGUUCCAGCCGAGCUUCAACGACGGCGAACAACUUUCCGACUUGGUGGACACCCGGAACCCAUGGAGGAGCGGACUAGCCAACAUUUUCGGCGACCCCUUUCCAAACUACUUACCCUCCCCCGCCUCGGAAAUCUUGUCCCCCAUGGACUUCCAGCACGAUGGACCAAAUAUACGGCCCCAGCGCGGCCAUCCAAGCAUACGAGACGUCAUAAUUACAUCCUACGAUGAGGAUGGGAACCCACGGGAUUCGGAUUACGACGUCGUAAUGACCGACCCGCUGCACCGCCAGCGCAAGCAGUCCCAAGUGCAGACCGACCCGGGGUACCGCGAGAUCAAGCUGUACGACGGCAGGGUGAAGCCCGACGCGCUGCCGGAUCCGUCGCGCCCCUUCCGCGUGUGGAAUUGGCAUGGCUUCACAUCGAAUGAAAAAGACAGGAAUGAGCAAGUAAUGGCCUUCUGGACAGUUGUAGCAGAGUUGAUAUUCGAGGGGAAGAUGGGCAACUACGUGAUAAAGCUGAAGGCCUACAACGACGACGGCACGGAACCGGAAGACGGGUGUAUGCUUAUGACCCUCAGCAUGGUUCAAACAAUCUUUGAGAAUCGAAUGUCAGAGUACCUAUCGGAUCCGGCGAGGAAUGAGGUGUACUUGGUCCCAGCGCCAGAUGCACUCGAGGCCCUUGACAGGAAGAUAGAAGCAGCCAUCGGUAUCCCCAUCUUCACGCAGUCCGGUAAUACCACCAGCACCCUCCACCGACUCCGCGGCAGCAGCGCUGCGAUGACGAUCUCCUCAGGCGCAGCAGCAGCAGCAGCAGUCCUACACAACAACAGCAGCAGCAGAAACGAGCCAGCUCAUCCGCCGUUCGUGCCCACCGACUGCCGCGACUGCGGCAGCUGCCUCACCAGCCCGAUCGCGUACGCGGCGCACCACAUCGAGCACUUCAAGGGCCGGACGGGGUCGCCGCAGGAGCUGCAUCCGGAGGUGCAGCAGGCGCUCAAGCGCGCGCGGUUCCGGCACAUGUGCCCGGAGUGCGGGCUGGACUUGACCGAGGCGUCGACGUUCGGCUUCGCGAUGCAUCGGCGCGGGCACGAGCAGCAGCGGUCAGCAGCUCGCUCUGCCACGAAGCCUCGACAAAGGCCGUCUGGGAAACGUGUUGCGUUUGAGCCAGCAGAGAGAAGAAGAGGGGCAUCACGGGCUCGCCCCAACACGGGUGCCACGAGAGAGGAGGUGGAGGAGGAGCAGGGAUUGGGCGGUAGGCUCUGGGAGCUCCUGUCGGGCGUGUACAGCGCGAGCGUGGAACGGGUCAGAUCAGCGAGCGCGCCGCCGGCGCCUCUCACAUCAUCUUCCUCUGCUCAAGCUGAUCUGAAGAAUUUCUCUUCCCCUCACGUAUACAGAGGCUAUCCCAGGAAGCUGUUCCCAGGCCCGACCCCGCCGCCAAACAGCUUCGACGAGUCGUACCUGAAGAACGCGCGCAGCAUCCGGCCGCUUCCAUACCCCCCUCGAUCGUUUCUCCCGCCGGCAGCAAACAGCUUCUUCCCUCGCGCCACGCGCGCGACCUCCCUGCCUCCUCCGAAGAGCCGCAGCAGCAGCCUCCUAGACGACGACGACGACGACGACGAAGAUAGCAGCAUCGCCUCCUCCCUGCACCGCCGCCGCAAGGGCGGGCACAACAACAACAACCACCAGGACGGCAACAACAACAACAACAGAACAGAAGUCGGCGGUGGCGUCAAGAACUGGUUCGCCCGCGUUUUCAACCGCGACCACCCUACAUCACCACCACCCUACGAACGGCCGCCGCCGCCGCCAGCAGGCCUCCUCCUCAGUCCACGCACCGCUGCCGCGCGCCGCGCCCGCCUCGGCGGCGAAGAAAUCAUCACCGCACCGCACGAAAUCGAAGCCGCGCGCGCGGCGGAGCUGCGGCUGCGCGACGACAUCGACAAGCUGCGCUGGGUGCACUACCUGCUGCCGGCGCUGCAGUGGGGCGCCGUCACGCCGCAGCACCUAGUCGAUCGGCGGAAUGAGAUUAGGCUGGACGAGAUGCGGCGCGAAGCCGGCGGGUGCGGGGACGAGGGGUUGAUGGCUGAGGGGUGGUUGCGGCGACGGGCGCGGGAGAUGUACGAUCGGGAGCGCGGGAUCUACUCGAGGAGGAAGGAAGAAGAAGGCGCCCGCGCGACGACGGGGGGCCCGUUUAACGAUGCGGAGUUGAGAUUUAAGUGGCACCAGGGGAAUUUCUGGCGGUUGCAGGACUUUUCGCUCGUGGUGGAGUGCAGGAAGAUGCGUGGGGAGGAGAGUGACGGAAAGGCGGAGUUUCCGGAUUGGGAGCUCGCGUGGUAUGCCGAGCGCGCGAUGGAGAGGAAGGGGCCGGGCGAGUAUGGGGAGGAGGAGGGGAAGGAGCAUCAUAGGUGGCGGUUGAUUCAGCGGAGGGAGAGGUUGAAGAAGGAGUGGGCGAGGAGGCACCCCGGUUGGGACGAGAGUCAGGAGACUGAGCCGUAUCAGGAGGGCGUGAUGCCGACGAGGUGGGAUCUUGGUAUUCGCAGGAAGCCGGUAGGAGAGCCGCCACGGCGCAGCCAGCACUUUGGUCCUGGACCCGGACCGGUGGUGGUGGUGAGGAGGAAACCUGUCGGUAGCGGUGUUGGUCCCGUUCUGCACAGACGGAGAAGUCCUACCGCCAGGUAUCACCCAUACGCUGUUGAAGCUGCUUCCCCUGAAUCCAGUCCCGUAAGGAGAAGAGCACUCUGGCGUCGAGUGCGCUCAAGAGAGGGCGACGACGAUGCUCUGGCAGAGAGACAGCUGCUGAGGCAUGGCGAAAUCGUCCCACUCAGGUUGUCCCACGCCAUCGCCACUGGUCAGCCUAUGGCUAUGAUAGAGGAAGAAUGGCUCCCUACGAUUCGCAGAUCGCCAAACUUAACGAGGUUUUGGGUUUUGCUGAUCAAAGAGCUGGAGCGUUAUGAGCAACAGAGAGCAGAGAGUGAAGAGGAAAAGCGGCAGGUCCGCCAGCAGACGCGCCGGCGGUCCGGGGUUGUUCUGGGCGAGGUUGCAAAUGGUAGCGACAGUGGUGAGUGA
Messenger RNA from Lasiodiplodia theobromae, 5808 nucleotides. RefSeq names its product Zinc finger C2H2-type protein. Gene Ontology annotation, molecular function: zinc ion binding; glutaminyl-peptide cyclotransferase activity. Bases 1 to 5808 code for a protein of 1935 amino acids. The record is from RefSeq and is a predicted model, not a curated record. NCBI's taxonomy places the organism in Eukaryota, Fungi, Ascomycota, Dothideomycetes, Botryosphaeriales, Botryosphaeriaceae. The transcript is spliced from 4 exons.